GGUUUUACGGGUUGCCGCCAGUGUAAGCAACACCUCUCCGUCGUCCUCCCGAGGAAGGCGGGGCAACGAAGGAAUUGCUGACUAGUGAUUGGUUGCGGCGCUCUAGGAACGUGGCUACAGGGAGUUGGAUAAUCCACGCUCGGCUUUAACUGGUUGCCAAGAGGCGGGGCGACGCGACCGCUACUGAAGUGGCCGCCGUGGCGAGGAGAGCCAUGGGUCAGGCGGCGAAGGUUUUGCAGCUUUUUAAAACACUGCACAGGACCAGACAGCAAGUUUUUAAAAAUGAUGCCAGAGCAUUAGAAGGCAAAAUAAAGAUAAAUGAAGAAUUCAAAAGUCAUAAAAGUGAGACUUCUUCCAAGAAAAUAGAAGAGCUAAUGAAAAUAGGUUCUGAUGUGGAAUUGUUACUCAGAACAUCUGUUAUACAAGGUAUUCAUACAGACCACAAUACACUGAAAUUGGUCCCCAGGAAAGACCUUCUUUUAGAAAAUGUGCCAUAUUGCGAUGCACCAACUCAGAAGCGAUGAAUUUUUUAGGAUGGACCAAAUCUUUGUACCUUUUGAUUUUAAGAGAUAACUCUGGCAGAAGUCCUAGAUGUACAGACAUUCUUCUCAUAACUGACAUAUUGAAAACUGAUGAAUUAAAGAAUAGCUUCAUAAUUAAAUUUCACUUUAAAAAGACAUUGCUGAGAACUGCAGAACAUAAGUGCUUCUAAAGAACAUUAGAUAAGAACACAUUUCAUUUUCAUUGAAAAUCAAACCGUAUAAAGUAAAAUAAAUGCUUAAGGAGGCAUAUUGCAUUAUUUUUUUUUACCUUAAUAGUAUUUUGGACUUAAAACAGCUAUUUGAGAAUGCAGUGUUUUGGCAAGUUGGUGAGUUUUCCUCUCUUGUGAAAUGCAAUGAUUAUGUUUAAAUUAUUAGAUUGGGGCCGGCACUGUGGCAUAACGGGUGGGGCCACCGCCUGUAGUGCUGCAUCCCAUAUGGGCGCCGGUUCUAGUCCUGGCUGCUCCACUUCCAAUCCAGCUCUCUGCUGUGGCCUGGGAAAGCAGUAGAAGAUGACCCAAGUCCUUGGGACCCCUGCACCCUCGUGGGAGACCCAGAAGAAGCUCCUGGCUCCUGGCUUGGGAUCGGUGCAGUUCCAGCUGUUGCGGCCAAUUGGGGAGUGGACCAGUGGAUGGAAGACCUCUCUCUCUCUCUCUCUGCCUCUCUUUCUAUGUACGCUUCUGACUUUCAAAUAAAUAUUUUUAAAAAAUAGAUUAAAAUGAUGUAUAGCCCCACAAAAAUUAUUUUUUGUUUUUACCUAGAAACCUUUUAUUUGAGGUAAACAAACUUCACUUUAUAUAUACAAAUUUAGGAACAUAAUGAUUCUUCCCACCUUUCCCUCCCUCCUGCCCAUACUCACAAACUUUUAAUUGAUCAAAAAUCAUAGUGUGUGACAGCUUUCUACUGAAACAGGCUUCUGUUUCCUAAAGAGCUGUAGUUAUUUGUGCAGGUAACAAAUAAUCGUAUUGUUUCAUUUUACAGAUAGGCAGUGUCUUUGUGUUCUUGUAAAGACAUUUUCUUUAUCACUUUUCUGAAGACAAAUAAGUAAAAUAUAAAAACCUCCCAGAAUUACUAUAAAGCAAUCCUCAUUUUUAUAAGAAAAGUGGCUCUUGAUCAGACUUUAUAAUGCAGACUUAGUAGAGUAAGCGAUGUUUAGACCACAGACUUCAUUGUGAAGAUAUAAUAUAUGGCUGUUUUCUCCUCUUUUUCAUCAAUAAAACUUAAAUGACUUCGCUUUACACAUGUUCCUUCCCUGUUGAGAUUGUCAGUAUCACUGAAGGAUCAGCUCUUCUACCAUCUAAUGCUUGGAACUAGAAGAUCAUGUUUCAUAUUUUUUUUUCUCUUCUAUCUUUGCUUCCUUUUCAUUCUGUUUUCUCAGUGAACAGUGUGUUUUAUCUCAUUCACUGAUGAAUUGUCCCAUCUCAUGAUGAAACAGGGUUUUUUAACUUUGAAAAUUUGAAGAUUGUCCAUGUAAGCUUUCUUUGAUGGCAAACUUACUAGUUUACCCAUACUGGAUAUUCAAAAUAUCAAAUAUUAUCAUCUUUGCAAAUCUAGGAGAUAAAAUCAAAAUUAGUUAGACAUAAUACGCUUAAACAUUAAACCUGAGACUACCCUUAAUGCUUCCUCAUACUUUUGAGAUCAGGUGGAUUAUACCCGUCAAAAGAUUAACUUCAGGGGACCCGGUAUUGUGGCUUAGUAGGUUACGCCACUGCCUGCAAUGCUGGCAUCCUAUAUGGGCACCUGUUGAAGUCCCAGCUGCUUCACUCCCAGUCCAGCUCCUUGCUAAUAUAAUGUGUCUGGGAAAGCAUCACAAGAUGGCCCAAGCCUGCACCCACAUGGGAGACCCAGAAGAACCUCCUGGCUCCUGGCUAUGUACCGGUCCAUAGCCACUCUGAUCAUUGUGGCCAUUUAAGGAGUGAACCAGCAGAUAGAAGAUCUCUCUCUGUAUCUACCUCUCUCUCUAAUAAAAUAAAUUUUUUAAAAAAUUA
Messenger RNA from Oryctolagus cuniculus (rabbit), 2527 nucleotides. Lineage: Eukaryota; Metazoa; Chordata; Mammalia; Lagomorpha; Leporidae. The record is from RefSeq and is a predicted model, not a curated record.